Nerophis lumbriciformis (worm pipefish) is the source of this 576-nucleotide messenger RNA. Lineage: Eukaryota; Metazoa; Chordata; Actinopteri; Syngnathiformes; Syngnathidae. The record is from RefSeq and is a predicted model, not a curated record.
AUGGGGAAACACAACAGUAAGCUUGCUCCGGAGGUCUUGGACGACUUGACCAAGAAUACAGAAUUUAACGAGGCUGAGCUCAAACAGUGGUACAAAGGCUUCCUCAAGGACUGCCCCUCAGGCAUCCUUAACCUGGAGGAGUUUCAGCAGCUCUAUGUCAAGUUUUUUCCGUACGGUGACGCUUCAAAGUUUGCCCAACACGCUUUCCGGACAUUCGACAAGAAUGGCGACGGGACCAUCGACUUUAGGGAGUUCAUUUGCGCCUUAUCCAUCACCUCCAGGGGGAGCUUUGAGCAGAAGCUCAACUGGGCAUUCAACAUGUAUGACCUGGAUGGUGAUGGCAAGAUCACACGCGUGGAAAUGCUGGAGAUCAUUGAGGCUAUUUACAAGAUGGUAGGCACAGUGAUAAUGAUGCGCAUGAACGAGGAUGGUCUGACCCCGCAGCAGCGCGUCGACAAGAUCUUCUCCAAGAUGGACAAGGACCACAAUGACGAAAUCUCCCUGGAGGAGUUCAAGGAGGCGGCUAAGUCAGACCCCUCCAUCGUCUUACUUCUGCAGUGUGACAUGCAGAAAUAG